Molecule: messenger RNA, 1183 nt
Organism: Colius striatus (speckled mousebird)
Lineage: Eukaryota; Metazoa; Chordata; Aves; Coliiformes; Coliidae
Gene: UBTD1
Product: ubiquitin domain containing 1
Exons: 3
Coding region: 71-751 (226 amino acids)
Molecular function (GO): protein binding
Source: RefSeq, a predicted model, not a curated record
CCCGCGGUCGGUGCUGCGGCGCGGAACCGGCCCGUCCCCAUGCCGAGCGCCGCCGCUGUCCAGCCCCGCCAUGGGCGGCUGCGUGGGGCGGCAGCGCCGGGAGCGGCCCGCCGCCGAGAACCCCCGCAAGCGAGCAGGCCGCAAUGAGCCGCUGAAGAAGGAGCGUCCCAAGUGGAAGAGCGACUACCCCAUGACAGAUGGGCAGCUGCGCAGCAAGCGGGAUGAGUUUUGGGAUACAGCACCCGCCUUUGAGGGCCGCAAGGAGAUCUGGGAUGCCCUGAAGGCAGCUGCCUAUGCUGUGGAGGCCAAUGACCACAGCCUGGCCCAGGCCAUCCUCGAUGGAGCCAGCAUCACCCUUCCCCACGGGUCCCUGACAGAGUGCUACGAUGAGCUGGGCAACCGCUACCAGCUGCCCGUCUACUGCCUGGCACCUCCCGUCAACCUGAUCCUGGAGCGGAGCGAGGAGGAGGCCGCGGAGCCGGCCGAGCCGCUGCCCAACAGCCGGCGGGAGUUUGCCCUCAAGGUGCGGCUCUCCACCGGCAAGGACCUGCGCCUCAGCGCCAGCAUGGGUGACACCAUCGGGCAGCUGAAGAAGCAGCUGCAGGCGCAGGAGGGCAUUGACCUGGCCUGGCAGCGCUGGUUCUUCUCGGGCAAGCUACUCACUGACCGCACUCGGCUGCAGGAGACCAAGAUCCAGAAGGAUUUUGUUGUGCAAGUGAUUGUCAACCAGCCCCUGCCACCCAGGAACUGAGCCACCCCCCACUGAUGGUGGGGAGAGGAUGGGGGGCUGUGUGACAAUGGCACCUCUGGGGCUGCUCCAGGCCAUGUUCCAGUCAUGCUGGAGCCUUUGCAACGCCUGUUUCCCCCUGAGGCCACUUUCCAAUUUGGGUGAGCUCCCCCACCCCACCUCAGAGGGUGUGCAUGGGGCUGUGCCACCGCAGCAGCCCCUGUCAGCUGGGAACACGGGCACAUACUGCCCUUGCUGCAGGAGAUUUGAGACCAAAUAUGUCUGGGGAGGUCAGCACAGCCAGAGCCUCGCUGCUGGGCUGUGUCGGCGGGGAGAGACUGUGACCUGCUGGGCUCUGGCUCCCCCUGGCCAGGAGGCCCCGGGGUACUGGGCUGGGUGGAGAUGUCUCCCCUCUUGUAUAUAGUAUGUAUUUAUCAAUAAAGCCUUUUCAUCCUA